Colletotrichum lupini is the source of this 1437-nucleotide messenger RNA. RefSeq lists its product as uncharacterized. Gene Ontology annotation, molecular function: hydrolase activity, hydrolyzing N-glycosyl compounds. The record is from RefSeq and is a predicted model, not a curated record. NCBI's taxonomy places the organism in Eukaryota, Fungi, Ascomycota, Sordariomycetes, Glomerellales, Glomerellaceae. The transcript has a single exon. The coding region runs from base 1 to 1437 and encodes 478 amino acids.
AUGACGCCCACAUGGAAUCAGCCAUUCUGGCUGGCUUACUUCCUCUUCUCGAUCUUUGCGUCUCUGGUCUUUGCCAGCAAACAAUGCGAGUCCUCUCGAUACGAACACAAGCACCGUGUUUUUGUCCUCACCGACAUGAGCAAUGAACAAGACGACCAGAUGAGCCUCGUCCGUUUCCUUACCUACGCAAACGAGUUAGACGUCCAAGGCAUUGCAGCGAUAACUUCGACCUGGCUGCGAAACCGUACGGAUGCCGAUACCAUCCAGGAGGUCAUCCGAGGGUAUGGCGAGGUGGUCGAUAACCUCAACAGCAAUGUACCUGCCGACGCUACGUAUCCCUCGGCCGAGGAUCUUUUGGGCAAGGUGUCCAGUGGCCACGCGGCUUAUGGUCUUGCGUCCCUCAAGCAGAACAACUUGAGCAGCGCAGCUGUAGCACUAGUCCAAGCCGCCGACGAAUCGAGCGACACUGAUCCGCUAUGGGUGUCAGUCUGGGGCGGAGCAGCUGUUCUGGCUGAAGCCCUCCAACACGUUUCGUCAACGCGCGAGGCUGAUGCUGUCAGCAAAUUCGUUGACACUCUCCGAGUCUACUCAAUCUCAGACCAAGAUGAUGCCGGGCCUUGGAUUCGCGAUCGGUUCCCCAAAUUGUUCUACAUUGUCUCUCUUCACGGCUGGAACGAAUACACGCAACCGACUUGGAUCGGCAUUUCGGGAGAAGAGUAUCGCCACUUUGAUAAAGGCGGUCCGAACACUGAAAUUGUCUCCAACGAUUGGCUGCAGAAGCACAUCCGCAUCGGACCUCUAGGUUCGCACUACCUCAACUGGACCUUCAUCAUGGAGGGCGACACCCCUGCCUUUUUGUCCCUCGUCCAAAAUGGACUCGGAGAUAUUGACAAUCCUCAGUGGGGUGGUUGGGGCGGCCGGUACUCCUUGCUAGACACAUCUACAGCAGAUGGGGGCCGCAGGUUGUACAGCGAUACUGCGGAUUAUGUCCGUGGCGCGAAUGGGGAGGCGUUCUCAAGCAAAUACGCGACCAUUUGGCGAUGGAGAGAGGAUUUUCAGCACGAUUUUGCUUCCCGGAUGCAGUGGACUGUCAACGGGGAAUUUGGCGAAAACAACCACCAGCCGGUCGCUGUUGUCAAUGGCUCUUGCGGGCCGUCAAGUUUCCAAGUUGAGUACCAGUUUGGUGAAAGCCUGGUCUUUGAUGCGGCUGAGAGCUGGGACCCAGACUCCGAUGCCCUGUCUUUUGAAUGGUUCCAUUAUCGCGAAGCGACUGGUAGGGACUUGGAAGGGUUCACUAUUCCCUUGGUCAGUCAGAACAUGGAUAUCGCAAACUUGACUGCGGAUGGCAGCGCCGUGAGGGUUGAGCCACUCAAGAAUCAGGCAAGUCUUUAUCUGUGUUAUGGCAUUUCAAAGUCUUUGAUAACAAAUGAGAUUUGA